Xyrauchen texanus (razorback sucker) is the source of this 4874-nucleotide messenger RNA. RefSeq names its product palmitoleoyl-protein carboxylesterase notum1a-like. The record is from RefSeq and is a predicted model, not a curated record. Lineage: Eukaryota; Metazoa; Chordata; Actinopteri; Cypriniformes; Catostomidae. Gene Ontology annotation, molecular function: hydrolase activity. The coding region runs from base 56 to 1684 and encodes 542 amino acids. The transcript has 11 exons.
UCAUGAUCAGUGAAGAAACAUUAGGAGAAACAUUACAGGGGUGCUGUGUUUGUCAAUGAGAGAGCUCAUCUGUUCAACGCAUUUAAAGUGCUUUUGGCUUUGUGUAACUGGUUGCUUUAGUUGUGCAGAUAUUUUAGUCGAAACGCAGGAUUUUGAGCGCAGCGUGAUGAAGCUUGAGCGGCCGCAGAGGAACAUAACGGUGAUGAGUGCCAUUCUCUGCGCGCUGCUGUUGGGAUUCAUUGAGUCCGGCGCGCUCGCUGCGCGCAGAUUCCGCGGAGGUCGAAACCCGCAGCCGAGACGAGUGCAGCCCUCCGCACAGUACCGGGACCGAGGCGAAACCACCGAGAGUUUCUCACUGGAUUUCACGGCUGUUGAAGAGAACAUGGACAAUUUCAUGACUCAGGUGAAGAACUUGGCGCAGUCGCUCUACCCGUGCUCGGCGCAAAAGCUCGACUACGACAUGAAGUUACAUUUCCUGGAGAAUACAUCAGUCACCUGUAACGACGGGACCCCAGCAGGGUACUACCUAAAGGAGUCCAAAGGAAGCCGAAGGUGGUUGAUAUUUCUGGAGGGUGGCUGGUACUGCUUCAACAAAGAGAACUGUGACAGCAGAUAUGAGACUAUGAGAAGACUCAUGAGCUCCUCCAAAUGGCCACAAACCAAGACAGGCACAGGAAUUCUGUCAUCACUUCCAGAAGAAAACCCACACUGGUGGAAUGCCAACAUGGUGUUCAUCCCAUAUUGCUCGAGUGAUGUAUGGAGUGGAGCAGUGCCAAAAACUGAUCAAAAUGACUAUGCGUUCAUGGGCUCACUCAUUAUAAAGGAAGUUGUAAAGGACCUGCUGAGAAAAGGUCUGGACAACGCCAAGAUCCUGCUCUUAGCUGGAAGCAGUGCUGGUGGCACUGGAGUGCUGCUGAAUGUGGACCCAGUGUCGGAGCUCCUGGAGGAGUUGGGUCACCCCAACAUCCAGGUGAGGGGACUGGCUGAUUCUGGCUGGUUCCUGGACAACAAACAGUACCGCUGCACGGAUUGUGUAGAUGCAAUCAACUGUGCACCCACUGAGGUCAUCAAGAGAGGGGUCAAAUACUGGGGUGGUGUGGUUCCUGAGCGAUGCCGUCAGGCUUAUGAAGGAAAAGAAUGGAAUUGCUAUUUUGGUUAUAAAGUUUAUCCUACCAUUAAACGCCCUGUGUUCAUCGUGCAGUGGCUGUUUGAUGAAGCCCAGCUAACAGUUGACAACAUUCAUCUGACCGGUCAGCCCGUCCAAGAGGGACAAUGGCGGUAUAUUCAGAAUUUGGGUAUUGAGUUGAGGAACACUCUAAAGGAUGUCCCUGCCAUGUUCGCUCCAGCUUGCCUUUCACAUGAAUUCAUAACAAGAAAUUACUGGACUGAUGUUCAGGUCAAAGGCACGUCUUUACCCAGAGCGCUCCACUGCUGGGAUCGCAGUCUACACGAAAACAGCAGAAAUAACAAAGCCCUGCCCAAAGGUUGUCCCGUGCACUUGAUUGACAGCUGUCCUUGGCCUCACUGCAAUCCGACAUGCCCAACCAUCCGAGACCAGUCCACAGGGCAGGAAAUGAAUGUCAUUCAGUUCCUCAUGCACAUGGGCUUUGAUGUUCAGAAGAUGGCCCAACAGCAGGGCAUGGACCCUAGUAAGCUGCUGGGCAUGCUCAGCAGUGGAAGCUAAAUGCCAUGGACGGACUCACUUCCAACUGGGGCUGUGCUUCCUGACAGUCCGUUUGAUACCUCCAACCCCCUUAACCAACCUCAGAUUUGACCUCAUGCUGAGCUCUGCCCCUUGUCAGGGCUCUGUGCCAACUCUGUGGGCUUCCACAUCCAGUUAUCCUCAGUUAAUAAUUCCCUUGUCGAAAAGACCUUAAAGGAAUGCCAAGAGAAUUCCUCUCAUAUUUUGGAACCAAUCCUAAUGGAUCAAACAAGAAACCUUUUAGAAUCAAAUAAUCCCCUACUGGAUAAAUUUAAAUGCCUUUUUUAUUUGUAUUAUUAUUAUGCAGAAUUUCAGUGGAUAUAACUAGGAAUCCUGUUUGGCCACAUUUCAAAACACAUUGAUUUUGCCACGUUUAUGGCUCUCAUCCUCAAUAGCAUUUUCCUCCAGAGAAAAUGGAGCAUUUCGAAAAUGCUCUUUGAAAAAUGAUGACAUAAGGAAAUAAAAAAACAAAAGUGAUCCUUCAAAUAAAAUGUAUUGGUUCCACUUUAUGAUAGAAAUUCCAUUGGCAACCCUUAAGAUGUUUUGGCAAGGAACAUUCAAGAGUAGUGAUGGUGUCCAUUUUUCUAGAAUCCAUAUACGCAUUUAAGUCAGUGGUUCUCAACUGAUGGGUCUUGACCCAAAAUUGGGUUGCAGGUCUGUUCUGAUAUGGGCCAUAUUGACUGCAGGAAAAUAACAGCGCUAAGUGCAAAUAAUAAAAUGCAGUUAACCAUAUAAUAUUGGUUGGGAUAGCAAAUUAAAUGGGUAUAUCAACUUUUAAAAAGGACAAGAAAACACUUCCCAUAUCUUUUGCUUUUGACGACAAAGGCUUUGCAUCCAGUCCUUACUUGACACUCUACAGUAUUUGGUCACUUGGUAUAACUAGCCAAAGUAGGCCGAUACUAACAUGGCCAGGACAAGACAGGUUGAGUGCAUACCUUUCAACACUCCCAUUUUUCCCGGGAGUCUCCCGUAUUUCACACCCAUCUCCCACCCCCCUCCCAUUUUGUUAUUUCUCCCUAAUUUGUGUGGCCCAAACCGCAUUAUAUGUGUUGUUAAAUGAUGUUACUUAGCACAUUAAAUCAAAACAGCACAAUUUGUAUGUAUUUAGCCUGCCUCUGCCAUCCAGCACCGCCCCAUAUUUUAUUUUAUUAAAAAGAAAAUAUGAAAACUUUUUAUUAUCAGCCAAUGUCAUGUCAACAAUAGGCCUAUGCAAUUAACGGUAAUAUAAAAAAAAGAUUAUUAUAUAUUUUUGUGUACUUUUGUACCGUAAACCAGUGGGCCAGGGCCUAAACCAGUGGGCUAGGGCCCACUAGGGGCCAAUGAGCUCUUGAAGUCAAAAGGCUGAGUACAACUGCAUUAAACACAUUUUUGUGGUUGUUUGCCACUUAAUGUCCAAUGUACAUUCUGGGCCCUGACACAAAACCAGUUGAGAACUACUGAUUUAGAUGGUCAUUAUUGAGCAGCUUGGAGAUGAUGGAGCACCUCAGAUCUAGAAUUGGAAUGAAGCCCUUGUCAGAUCCAUCUCAAACCACAACACAAUACUGGUGAAAGUACUGAAGAGACAUGUACACCUACAUCUUUGCUCUUAAUUUAUCUUUUGGUUAUAAAAGUAACACGAAUGUAAUCCAGUUUUACGGAUCUUCAGCAUUGUUGUUUGCUUUGUCGUUGUUGUUUUUUUGUUUUAGUUGAUUUUUUUGACCAAUAUAUUUAGCUCAAGUUAUUAGUUUUAUAUGUCCAUUCAGAGAAAGAAAGUAGAAAACAAAGAGAGGACGGAGAUUGUAGAGUUUAUAUUCUAUAACACAGAUUAUAGAGUUUAAAACGUACAUACUGUACAUUCCGAUAUGGAUCUAGUCUGAUUAUAAAGAAACUUGUGAACAGAAAUUAGGAACACAUGUGUGGAAAGCACUGGAUAGCACCUACACUAAAACCAACAUCCUUCUUGGCUUAGUCAUUUAAAAUAUAUAUGACAAUAAUAAUAUUGUUUGAAAGAAAAGUUCCAGAAAUGAAAAAUGGAUGUCAUAAAACCCAUAUGAUGUUAUUUUUUCUGAGGAACAAAAACAUUUUAAAGAAUGUCCGAGCUGCUGGUUUCUAUACAAUUAAAGCAUACAGUGGCCAGUGGCUAGAAACUCCCAAAUUAAAAACUUUGUAUGACUUCAAGUGAUUGUAAUAUAAUGCACAAGCAAUAUGGAUUACUUUUAUGAUCAUUUAUGGUCCUUUUUGGUGCUUGGCAGUAAAAGUUACCAUCCAUUUUUGUUGAAGCUCAGACAUUCUUUAAAAUUCUUUAAAGAAAGAAAAUCAUUCAGGUUUGUAAUGACAUGAAGGUGAGAUACAUUAUUGGGUGGAGCUUUUCUUUAAGGUACAAAAUCUAUACAUUCCCACCAAUCCUGGAUAACAAGCUAAUCCCAGUAAUCAGAUUUCCACUGUCACAUUUUCGUGAAUGUGACCCUGCUGCUCAGUUCGGUCUCUGUACAAUUUUGGUGCAUCUUCAUGUAACUCAUUCGCAUUGUAUUAAGCUGAAGGACAAAAGAGAGAUUACUCUCACUGUUACCAUGUUUCCUUCAACUGUGUAUAAACUCCUGGGACAUUUGUUUCUUAUUAUAUAAGUGGUAAAAUAAGCCAAACAAGUGCAAUUUCCCUUCUUCAACAAGUUCAUUUUCACAUGUCGUAAACUGCCAUUGCACUGACAUGACUGCAAGCCAAUGGCAAUUUAAAGCUUGGUUGAAAGGAUCACAAUUUUAUCAAUGCAACUUUCUCUCACUCCACUGGAGAGGGUAUUGUAUGCUUUAAGCAUGUAUCUAUGUAUAGGUCUUCAUAAAGCUAGCUCCUUUGAGAGUACUUUUGUCAUAUGAAGACCCUCUAGACUUUUACAAUUUGAAUAGAAAAUCACUUUUUAAUAUAAUGUUAUGUAACGAUCAUGUAAAAAAAAGAUCCACCAUAAGAAAAGAAAAAUGUUGUGAAGAUGUGAAGGUAUUACUAAUUGCUAUUUUGUUAUAUAACAUAUUUUUUAACAGAAACUCAAUCUACAAGGCUAAGUUGCAUAUUUAUUUUAUGUAAAUCAUAUUUAUAAUGCUGUUUUCACAGAGAAGUGAUUCUUUGUAAAUUGUAAAUAAUUCAGUUUUUUUCUUGUGUUGAAUGCAUGUAUGUGUCCCCGAGAGAACACAAUACAGUUAUU